UGAAUUGCGUCACGUCCGUCCACAAAGUAAUGGCGGCUGCAGUUAGUCACGUUUGAAGUUUUUAUUAUUAUUAUUAUUAAUUUAUUUGUUUUAUUUUUGUCGGAACCGACAUGUUGGCGCUGGUUCGGUUUUCUUUACGGCACUUUGGCAGAAGAGCUUCUGGUUUUCCGGCCCGCUGUGACGUUAGGCGCUGGAAGAGCGUCAGAACCGUAGAACCGAACCCGGGACCCGAGUCUGCCGGAUACCCGAACCCGGAGGAAGAGUUCGUGUUCCUGGACUGCGUAGAUCCAGAGGAGGAGUUACCUCACAAAGAGGAGGACUUUCUGCUCCACCUUAGCUCCACCCACUCUGCAUCUCCUAAAGAGCAGAAGCCUUCUGGUGUGUUGGCCCAUGAAAAGCACCAGAGGGUGCUGGAGCGCCAGCUGCAGGCCAUGAAGAGCAUUGCCCCGCAGACUGCCGAGUCCCUCAUUCAGUUCCACGACAUCGACUUCCCUCUGGAUGAGAGCGUUGUCAGUGCGGUGACGAGGGAGAAGACAGUGAGCAAAGGUGCACACAAGGUUGUUGGCACAGCAGAUGAGAACGAACCCGUCAGUGACACUGCCUGUUCCGGCUGCGGCGCCUUCCUGCACUGCAUCGCCACCGAAAUCCCCGGAUACCUGCCCAGUGAAAAAUUCAAGGCCCUCCUGCAGGAGGGGAAACUCAGCAGCGCCACCUGCCAGCGCUGCCACCUGCUCACCUACCAUCAAAAGGCCCUGAACAUCCAGAUGUCCAAGGACGAGUACAGGAAAGUGGUGCAUCAGAUAAAGUCCAAGAAGGCUUUGGUGCUCCUCAUCAUUGACCUGAUGGACAUCCCGGACUCCAUCAUCCAAGACCUGCCCCAGCUGGUUGGUGACAACAAAGACAUCAUCGUCUUGGGGAAUAAGAUUGACCUUCUGCCCAGAGAUUCACCCAACUACCUGCAGCGAAUCAAACGCCAGCUGUCCUACUACUGCAUGCAGGCUGGUAUCGGCGAUCAGGUCAGGGACAUCCACUUGAUCAGCGCCAGAACAGGGUACGGCAUAGAGCAUCUGAUCUCCAACAUGCAGAAGUCCUGGAAAUACAAAGGUGACGUAUACCUGGUGGGAAGUGCCAACGCAGGGAAGUCGACACUCUUCAACACACUGCUGGAGUCUGACUACUCCAAAUCCAAAGCCUCCGACCUCAUCCACAGGGCCACCAUAUCGCCAUGGCCUGGGACGACGCUGAACCUGCUGAAGUUCCCCAUCAUCAGCCCGACACCCUACAGGAUGUUCCUGCGGCAGCAGCGUUUGAAGGAAGCGUCCCAGCAGACGGAGGAUGAACUUUCCCCUGUGGAGCUGAAGAAGCUGAAGUUCUUCAGCCGGCACGGAUACCUCGUGGGCCACAUAGGCAGAACGUUCCGGUCCAGAACCAAGUCCCAGGAGGAUGUGAUCGAGUUUGACGCUGACAGUCUAGCUUUUGGAGAGAAUGACGAAGGUUCUGUGCUGAGACCAGCUCCUCGUGUGUCUGCUGACGUGGAGUUCACCAUCAACGAGCUGAAGUAUGCGCGCUGGCUGCACGACACGCCCGGAAUCAUGAAGGAGCACGACGUCCUCAACCUGCUGACCGAAGACGAGGUGAAGCUGGUGGUUCCCACUCAGGCCAUCGUUCCGCGGACUUUUGUCCUGAAACCCGCCAUGAGCCUGUUCAUCGGAGCGCUGAGCAGGAUUGACUUCCUGCAGGGUGAGAACUCCUGCUGGUUUUCAGUUGUUGCCUCCAGGCAAAUCCCGGUUCACAUUACCACCCUGGAGAAGGCAGAUGCCAUUUACCAGAAACAUGCCGGAAACAUCUUGCUGGGGGUGCCGCUGGGUGGACCUGAGCGUAUGAAGGACUUUCCGCCGUUGGUUCCUCUGGAGGUUAAGCUGGAGGGUCGAGGUCACCUGGAGGCUGCCGCUGACAUCAAACUGUCAUCUGCAGGUUGGGUGGCUGUGACGGCGGUGGAAGGAGACCAGCUGUUGCUGAGGGUUCACAGCCCGGAGCCCUCAGGCUUCACGGUGAGGAUGCCGCCGCUGCUGCCAAACGUUGUCACUCUUAAAGGCAAACGGAUCAAAAGAUCUCCCGCCUACAAGCCACUAAAAAUGUCUGUGCUGUUAGCCCAAGGAACCAAGAAUAGCAGGAAGAAGAACUGAAGCCAAACAACUGAACAACUACAAACCGACAAACCCAAUGCACAGCCUCAGAGUGGGCCGGACCGAUCAGGAUCCAGACGAGUUGAAAUGCUGCCAUUUAAAAUCAUAACUUUCAAGAGUAGAAAACAAUAGGGCAAGUUGUGGAUCUCAGAUGUCUUCACCCAGAGGUCGUCAGGUCACAGUCCGGUUGUUUCAGGUCCACGUCUGUUGCCCGGAAAGACUUGCUGUGAUCAGCUGAUAGAACAACACACCCCAGAUGUUUCCUAGAAAGUUAAGUAACUUUUCCCUCCAGAUCAGGGGAUGAACACAUGCACACUUUCUUGGACAUAAUUUCCAUCAGUCGUUGAGAAAUACGAACUCCUGUCCGCUAAAUCUGUCCGGAGGAGACGAGUGAGGGAAGCCACCAAGACACAGCUGACAGUGGAGCAGAUGCUGAUUUUAGGGAGUUUUGAAUUUAGACGUAUUUCAAACUAUGUGGUUCUUGUAAUUAAGAAGUAAACAGCGGAAACAGAUUUCAUUAUUUUUGUUGUACUCUGUAUUUUAAUAUAUAUUUCUGUUGUCAAACAUUAAUAUGCAAAUUAAAAAAUAUAAUUGUGA
This is a messenger RNA of Thalassophryne amazonica, 2783 nucleotides long. RefSeq names its product nitric oxide associated 1 (gene noa1). Gene Ontology annotation, molecular function: GTP binding. The transcript is spliced from 9 exons. NCBI's taxonomy places the organism in Eukaryota, Metazoa, Chordata, Actinopteri, Batrachoidiformes, Batrachoididae. The record is from RefSeq and is a predicted model, not a curated record. Bases 111 to 2186 code for a protein of 691 amino acids.